AUGAGUGAUGGUGAGACUUUAGUCUCCUCAGGCGGAAGCUUUGAGCUAGGCUUCUUUUCUCCUGGCAAUUCCAAGAACAGGUACUUGGGGAUAUGGUACAAGCAAACCCCAGAGACGGUUACUUGGGUUGCAAACAGAAACAACCCGAUCACUGGUUCACAUGGUUUUCUAACUGUUACCAAAACUGGACUAGUUCUUUCCAACCAAGCGAAUAGUGUUAUUUGGUCUUCAAAUACAACCAAAGUGGCAGAAAGUCCUAUCGCACAGCUCUUAGAUUCUGGAAACUUUGUUGUUAAAGACAAUGCCAUGCUACUGAUGGCUUCUCUCCAGAAAAAUUGGUUGGAGCAGGUGGCUUUGGCUCUGUUUAUAAGUGGCAUCAUCAUGGGAAUUGCACGGGGACUUCUCUACCUUCAUCAGGACUCUAGACUUCAAAUCAUUCACAGAGAUUUGAAGACUAGCAAUGUUUUGCUAGACCACAACUUAAAUGCCGUUAUUUCAGAUUUUGGCUUAGCAAGAACAUUUGGAGGAGAUGAAGUUCAAGUAAAAACAAACAGAGUUGCUGGGACAUAUGGCUAUAUGUCUCCAGAGUAUGCAGUCGAUGGAGAAUUUUCAGUCAAAUCUGAUGUUUUCUCCUUUGGAGUGCUUAUGUUAGAGAUAUUGAGUGGCAAGAAGAACAGGGGUUUUACUCAUCCCGAUCACCACCAUAACCUUCUAGGACAUGCAUGGUUGCUAUGGAAGACGGACAGGGCCUUAGAGCUAAUAGAUUCAUGUCUGAAGAAUUCAUGUGCUCCAUCUCAGGUGCUAAGAUGUAUUCAGUUGGGUCUACUAUGUGUUCAAAAGUUCCCAGAGGAUAGGCCUGAAAUGUCAUGUGUUGUAUCCAUGCUGGUAAAUGAGAAAGACAAAUUGCCUGAACCUAAACAACCUGGUUUCUUCGUAGAAAGAAGACCGAAUGAUGGGGAUGCAAAAUCCAAAACAGUAGAAUCUGCUUCAAACAAUGUAGUAACCUUAACUGUGCAGGAAGGAAGAUAG
Messenger RNA from Theobroma umbraticum, 1029 nucleotides. Its product is annotated as G-type lectin S-receptor-like serine/threonine-protein kinase At4g03230. Gene Ontology annotation, cellular component: plasma membrane. NCBI's taxonomy places the organism in Eukaryota, Viridiplantae, Streptophyta, Magnoliopsida, Malvales, Malvaceae. The record is from RefSeq and is a predicted model, not a curated record. Gene Ontology annotation, molecular function: ATP binding; protein serine/threonine kinase activity. Gene Ontology annotation, biological process: protein phosphorylation.